AUGAGCUUGCGCAGUAAAGUCUCUCAAGUCGGCGAAGAUGCCAGGCAAUUGGUGGCCGUGCCUGAGGAACGAUUCCGCGAGCUCGUGUCGGCAGAAGUGUCCUUCCUCGCUUCGGUCCCCGUUCAGCCUGUUAGCAUGCGCCAGAUUGUGACCUGGUGUGAUACACGCGACAUGAUCCCAUUCAUCCAGACGGAAAUUCCAAAACGGUUUGCGCUGCGGAUACGUCUCAUUGAGACCUUAGAAGGCUGGCAGGACAUUCCCGAGCUAGCGAAGCUCCAUCACAGAUUGACGAGGUGGUACCGGGAGUUGGUGUUGCUGAACUACAGUACGCAGGACUGCGGGCACCUCACCAAGACGCUGAAGUCAAUACGGGACGAAGGCCGAGAUGUUAUUGCCGUCUCAGCCUCCGGCAUCUACAAGCUACACAAAAUGAAGAAGCAGAAGCAGCAAGACACCAACUUCUUGGAUCGGUGGCUUGAUGGGUUCCUGCUUUCCAGGAUUGGAACGAAUGCGCUUUUUGAUCAGUUCGUGGCGAUUGCAAGCAAGCAAGAUGGAGGCUUGGCCCGCCCGACCGGCAUUACAGAUCCGCGCUGCAACGCAACGAAGGUCUGCGAGCAUGCUGCGCAAAUGUCAGCCUACCUGUGCUACCAGCGCUUCGGCCGCGAGCCGAAGUACACUGUGGAGGACUUCAAGGCUGGUGAGAUUGGGCCGCAAGAGAACUCCCCGUGCCACUUCAGCUACAUUCCUAGCUACCUCAGAUACAUCAUGUGUGAGCUUCUGAAGAACAGCUUCCGAGCAACGCUCAUGACAUCUUCCGGUAUUGAGGACAUUAACAGGCGCCCAGUUCACAUUCGGGUGUGCCGUGAUGAGCAUCAAGUUGCAAUCCUGGUGAGUGAUGAAGCAGGUGGAAUUCCAUUUGAGGUUGGUGACCGCAUCUGGUCCUACAUGUACGGGACUGCUGCUAAAAUGAAGCAGGCCAAAGUUCAACCGGGUGGUAGCCAAAGCGCAGAAAGCACAGAAGAAGAUUUGCUGUCUGGAUAUGGAGUUGGGCUGCCCUGUGCCCGGCUUUAUGCGCGGUAUCUUGGAGGAAAUCUGUCAGUGACCUCCUAUCCGGGAUAUGGGACCCAAGCGCAUCUGCUCUUGCCACGGAUUGACACGGAGCAGGUGGAGGAGCUGCCAGGAUGCAGCUUUCACGAUCCCAUCUGA
Symbiodinium natans is the source of this 1206-nucleotide messenger RNA. The record is from the annotation of a GenBank genome assembly. NCBI's taxonomy places the organism in Eukaryota, Dinophyceae, Suessiales, Symbiodiniaceae.